Zygotorulaspora mrakii is the source of this 837-nucleotide messenger RNA. It is a transcript of the gene IME1, whose product is annotated as transcription factor IME1. The transcript has a single exon. Bases 1 to 837 code for a protein of 278 amino acids. Lineage: Eukaryota; Fungi; Ascomycota; Saccharomycetes; Saccharomycetales; Saccharomycetaceae. The record is from RefSeq and is a predicted model, not a curated record.
AUGAUGGCCGAUGAGUGUAUGGCUGCAGACUGUUUCGAUGAAACUUUUAACGAGAAAUGGAACAUGGACACACAUGACGAUGACUCUUCAAUGCUAGAUUACGAGUCGUUUUUGCAGACGGAUGUUGGUGAUUAUGAUGAUCUCGACGAUUUCGAUGACGAUGAAUUUUUCGAAUCGUCACAGUUGCACAGAUUAAUUCAUACACAGCCUAUUCACAUGAUUAAUCAAAAUGCUCUAUUCAGCUGCACGGCGGAUUCCAUGAACACACAGCCCCAAGAACUUCACACAACAAUAGACACUUUGUUUCCUUCGAAUACUUCGCAAUCAGCUACAACAUCACGGUCGUCAUCAUUAUUUUCAGCAACACUGCCUCCAGAAGAGGAAAGUAGGACUGCCUCUGCAUCCUAUGACUUCUUUGAUAGUAUAGAAGAGGCUAACGAUAAUUUCGAUGAGCCGCUAUUGGAUCAUAAACACGAUCAUAAACCACCUGCUUGUUCCAACACAAAUCUCCAGAUUCAAUUGAAUACUCUGAUACCCAGGAGUGUGCCUCAAAAGAAGGUAGAUCUGAAACUUUGCCUAGAUAUGGGAUCUUUCUCUAAACAGCAUGAAACAGGCACUUUCUACAGCGGUUCAAAUUAUCAUUAUUCAAUCAAGUCUAGUCACAAGCAACAAAAUCCUCCACAAGCAUUGGGUGAAGACUCCCUUCUAAUCCGUACACUUAAUGCCAAACUGUCAAGAUAUGCGGGCUACUACACCGCAGAUUCAAAGGACCAGGAGUAUUCUGAUAAAGUAAGGUUUCAGGAAAUCUCAUACAAAUUUAGCAAGACCUACUUUUGA